GACGCACGACAGAGCCCAAAAAGAUGCUUCAAAACUCCAGGCGACAGUCAGUCAGCGUGUGUGCACGGUGACCACUGGCAGAGAUUUAUCGAGCAGGCAAACAGUUGAGCAGAUAACUGGCGACAAAUUGAGGACUCCUCGAGGGACAUCUCAAUUCCAAAUAAAACACGGACUUUUGAAGUAUUUUUUUAGUCAUAUAGUUUAUCACUGACUAACUGUAUUUAGUCUCGGUGAAUCUUUCACUUUGCGACUACAAAACGGCCAGGGGGUGGGGGGAAGCGGUUGAGCCUCUCGUCCAACAUUUUUUGUUUUACAGACUUGCGACUUCAACACGCAAGUUGCAGCAUGUUACUUUUCAGUUCGCCGUGGGUGUACUUCUUUAUUUUCUGUAACCAAGCUGUUACCGUACACACCUUGACUGAUGAGAUAGAUGUUGUGGUAUUUUUGCCCCAAAAUGACACUUAUCUUUUUUCAUAUGCGAGGGUCGCACCGGCGAUUCGUUAUGCGCAGCUGAAGCUGAAGACUACAGGAUCCCCCUACUCCGACCUCCAUUUCAACAUCCACUUUGAGAACUCCAAUUGUGUGAAUGAUGCCCUCUUCCACUUGGUGGACAGGUCUUGCGUGAAGAAGCCUGAUCUGAUUUUGGGGCCAGUAUGCGAGUACGAGGCGGCAGCGGUGGUGAGACUGGCGUCCCACUGGAAUAUUCCGGUGAUCUCAGCAGGUGCCCUGGCCGCAGGUUUUAGCAAUAAGGAUACCGAAUUCUCCCACCUUACGCGCAUCGCACCAUCUUAUGUAAAAAUGGCAGAUACAUUCAGUGCAAUGUUCAAGCACUUCACGUGGAAGACCGCCGCCUUGAUCUAUGAAGACGACAAAGAGGAGCGAAACUGUUACUUCACUGUAGAGGGAAUAUAUCAUCUAAUGACUGACCUAACCAUUAAAACAUUUACUUUUUCUCAUGAUGACCCGCUGGACACUGACGACAUCAUCCAAAGCAUCUUUGACACUCAAGUUGUAAUCUUGUGUAUGGACGCCAGAAAAAUUCGAGAAAUUAUGCUUGCUGCACAUAGGCAUCGAUUGACCAGUGGAACUCACAUGUUCUUCAAUAUUGAACUCUUCAAUGCAUCCUCCUAUGGCAAUGGGUCAUGGAGGAGUGGAGACAAAUUUGACAAUGAAGCAAAGCAAGCCUAUGCAUAUUUGAACACUGUGACACUGCUUCGAACAGUCAAGCCAGAGUUUGAAAACUUCUCAAUGGAAAUUAAAAAGGCCGGCGAAAGUAUGGGACUGAACAACUGCCAAGACUGUGGAAAUGUCAACAUGUUUGUUGAGGGAUUCCAUGAUGCCUUGCUGCUUUACGCUCUUGCUUUGAAUGAAGCCAAGAAAAGUGGAUACAAUAAGAAAAAUGGAUCACAAAUCACAUCACAAAUGUGGAAUAGAACCUUUGAAGGAAUCGCUGGCCAGGUGUCCAUGGAUGUCAAUGGUGACAGAAACGGAGAUUUCUCGGUAAUGGCAAUGACCGAUGUUAAUGCAGGAACGUAUGAGGUUGUUGCUAAUUAUUUUGGUGUGAAUGGAAGCUUUGAGCUGCUGCCCACUUUCAACUAUGACCACUUUACUCUGCAAGGAUUACAGAUAAAACAUACGGAGAUAUCAGACACAUCAUGUGGACUUGGAGUGUCAGCUUUGACUGGAGUCAUAGUGGGAGCUGUUCUGGGAACUGCGAUGCUAUCAGCAUUCUAUUUUUUCAGGAAAAAUUACAGGAUUACCAUAGAGCGUCGAGCACACAGUGAAGAGUCUGCCAUUGGGAAGCACCGCCAAUUACGGGAGGACUCCAUCAGAUCAAACUUGUCAACUCCUUAGUCACCGGCAGCCCCAAAACCUUUCUCGCAAACUUACAUCUCUUUGGCGAGAGAUCAUCACGGCUGUCAGUGAGGAAAUGCUUUUAGAAAUUAAAUGAUUUUGUGUUUUUAACUUUUCAAUGUUUCAAAUGUUUCACUUACAAUGUAUUAUAACUCAGGACAACUGUAACUGUCUUAAAGCACCACUUGGAUUUAUUUUUCACAGGUAAAGAUUUGUGUCCAUUUUAUUCUGGAAAAUUUCAAUAAACAUUUUUUGUAAUGUAUGCACAGUAUACAAAA
Molecule: messenger RNA, 2132 nt
Organism: Syngnathus typhle (broad-nosed pipefish)
Lineage: Eukaryota; Metazoa; Chordata; Actinopteri; Syngnathiformes; Syngnathidae
Gene: npr3
Product: natriuretic peptide receptor 3
Exons: 8
Coding region: 346-1854 (502 amino acids)
Biological process (GO): regulation of blood pressure; vasodilation
Cellular component (GO): membrane
Molecular function (GO): peptide hormone binding; natriuretic peptide receptor activity
Source: RefSeq, a predicted model, not a curated record